Molecule: messenger RNA, 760 nt
Organism: Cladocopium goreaui
Lineage: Eukaryota; Dinophyceae; Suessiales; Symbiodiniaceae
Source: the annotation of a GenBank genome assembly
GCAAGGUUUUUUGCGAGCGGUGAGCUUGGCACUGCGGGUCAAGGAGGAUGGGCUCCUCCUUGGAGGACCUCCUUGUGGGCCGUGGGUAUUUGUUAAUGCAGGUACUCACAAAAGGCGCCUGACCAAUAUUUGGGGGGACCUUGGCUCUCGCUAUGUUCAGUCAUCCAACACGUUGACUGCGCGCUGGGCUCUCAUCCUCUUGGUGGGUGCUGUGAGGUGCAUAGCCUCAUUCACAGAGCAACCAGGAGGCUCGUUGAUGCGUCAUUACCCGUACAUCUUCCAUCUUCGUCGGAUGAUUCGUGAAGUUCUUGGUGGCACUUGGGACUCCACCUUCUUUUACAUGGGGUCCUUUGGACACAAAGCUUUGAAACCCAGUCGAGGACUGGGGUCUGCGCUGUGGGCGAAGUCUUUGCGGAAGCCAAUUUCAAAGGCCAAAAGGGAGAAACUUCGGAAGUCUGGUGCUGGCAUGGUGAAAAAGUACCAGAAUGCAAAAGGGGAAUGGAAGCUGGUGGGCACUCCAUUCCUGAAGCAGAGCGCAGCCUACACGCCCAAGUUUGCCCGCACAGUGUGCAAACUACACCUCAAGUAUAUGGAGACACAUAAGGGACAUCUACGCCGUGAGAUGUAUGGGAAACCUGUGGAAGACCUACACAAGGCCAAGCAACCCUACAAGUGGAAGCAUGCCAACUUGCAGGAGAUUAGAAAGUUUCUUCUUUCGGAAGUUGAAGCUGGGCGAUACUGUCCAGUACUAGACUUGUGA